AUGAGCAGCCCCGUGGAUUCCGUCAAGCCGCUGAGAAAAUAUAAAGUCGUUUUUCUGGGAAAACAAUCCGUCGGCAAAACAUCACUCAUCACCAGAUUCAUGUACGACUCUUUCGACAAUACUUAUCAAGCGACGAUUGGAAUCGACUUUCUUUCGAAAACAAUGUAUCUGGAAGACCGGACGGUGCGUCUGCAACUUUGGGACACAGCAGGUCACGAGCGUUUCAGAUCGCUGAUUCCCAGCUACAUCCGAGACAGCACCGUGGCGGUAGUAGUCUACGACGUCGCCAACGUAAAUAGCUUCCAACAGACGUCUAAGUGGAUCGACGAUGUCCGCGCGGAAAGAGGAACCGACGUCAUCAUCAUGCUUGUCGGAAACAAAACCGACUUAUCGGAUAAACGACAAGUGUCAGUCGACGAGGGAGAGAGAAAAGCGGCAGAGCUCAAUGUCAUGUUUAUCGAAACUUCCGCAAAAACUGGCUACAAUGUGAAACAGCUUUUCCGGCGAGUGGCAGCUGCCCUUCCGGGCAUGGAAGUCAAAGAAGACAAGGAAAAUCUCGUUGAAGUCAAUUUGCAGAAACAUACGAGCCAAGACAACGCCUCAGCGGCGAUAAAAGAGGCUGGAGGAUGCCAGUGCUAG
This is a messenger RNA of Oikopleura dioica, 639 nucleotides long. The record is from the annotation of a GenBank genome assembly. Lineage: Eukaryota; Metazoa; Chordata; Appendicularia; Copelata; Oikopleuridae.